CAUGCUUCACGGUCAAAAUGGCGGAUGAAAAUGACAAAUGAGAUGUAAAAUAAUGCGGAAGACCAAUUCAAAACAAUUUUCAAAUAAACAGCAGCAGCGGGGAAGACAUUUCCACCGAAAAAACGCCAUCACCGAAAGGGUUAAUGAGAAAUGUGACGAAACCAAAUUAGGUGUACUGGCUCCACUGGAGAUCUUGGCUGAUUUUCCAAAAGUGAAGUGUUGUGGACUUUUGUGAAAGCAACGGGAAUAUCCUUCUUUUUGUAAAAUCACUGAAAAUGGCUAGCGAACGUGCGGUGUUUGCAAGAUGUCUGUCUUUAUUCGUCGCUUUUCAUUCUCUGUACUGUGGAAACGCUGUGAAUACGACGUUUGGUUUAGGAGCAAUGCUUUCCUCUCUGGACAACCAGAAAGUCUUCCAGAGUGCUGUGGAUAAAAUUAAUGCUAAUUCAAGCAGUCUUUUAAGAGGAGCGAUCUUGAAUGCAAGCUCCUACGUUUUAAACGCAAACCCUAUCCGUUCGGCAAUGGAUGUUUGCGAAAAGUUGAUCGCUAAUGGAGUAGCGGUAGUGAUUGUUAGCCACCCAAGAGACGAACUCUCACCGCCGAUUUCUGUGUCGUACGCCUGUAGCUUCUACUGGAUUCCUGUCGUCGGGAUUUCAUCAAGAGAAACAAUCUUCUCAGAUAAGGUUUUUUUUUUUUCUGAUUAAGAGUAUUGUUGUAUUUGUAAUUUGAAAUGGUUGUAAGAAAUGGCAAAAAUAUGAUACAUUGAUAUUUAACGAAGAACAAUAUUGGAGUGACGACCAUUACAAGAAAAUAAUUCGUUACGCUGUGUUUUAAUAAUACGUUGUGAUUACUUGUAGAAGUUGCAAUCAUAUAUGGCCGAAGUAAUUAUCCUUUCCUUAGAAGCUAGAUAUACAGUUAGCCUCGCUUCUUCACUUCUUCAAUUUAGUAACGGCUUUCGUAGAUGUAGUUUUUGCCGUGGACAUUCUCGAUGCGCGGUUUUUCAAGGAGAUGUAAAACAAUGAACUAAGCUUUUUAUACUGUAAUGUGUAGUAGAUUGUGUAUUAUUUAACUGAGGUGAUGAUUUUAUUCAUUUCUUGGCUUUUUAGAUGGCACUUGGUAAAUUUAAUCAUGUGUAUGUUGCAGUUUGCCUAAUAUUGUUCAUGCAUGGUUUAUAAAGCUCCAGAGUUAGGUUAUCAUACAACAUUACUUACCAUACCUCACAGUUACAAAAAAAAAAAAAAAAAAAAAAAAAAAGACAAAAAACAAUUGAACCAAAACAUAUACAUGUACAAUAGCCUCUAUAUGAGAAAGUCUAUAUGAUAAAUAAAACUCUAGAUGGAAUUUCUUGGCUUUUGAUAUAUCUAGGCACCCUGACAAAGGGUUUCAAAACCUGGCUAUAACUUUUUUUCAAAAUCACUUCACAUUUUCAUGAUGGAAAUCACUGGAAAAUUGUUUUGAGUGUUAAAUUUUAAUAUAAUUUCUGAAAUGGUACAACUGUGAAUAAUUUUUGAUGAAUUUCAGCUUUAUUUAUCUUUUAUGCAGCUUUGCACCUCUAUAUUGUCACUACUAUACACAAAAAAAUAAUGUGCAGGAAAACAAAGUUCUAAGCCAAACCAAGUGUAUUGACGGAGGGUUUCUGUGAGCUUUUAAAAAUAAAUUAUGUGGCUGAAGUUGAAUAGCCGGGACAUAAUUCAAAGCUAACAAUCCUUACUUUUCAAGUACUAUUUUUGAUAAUAGCUUUCAAAUGUGCUCUUCUGUACAAACAAAAAUGGUGAAGUCAUCACUGGAUAUUGUCUUUCCUUUACUGAAUUAUGGUUAUAAAAUAUUACAUUAGAAAAUUCAGUGAACAGUUGUCUUGAUGUAGUUUUGUAAUACAUGUAUUUGGUUCCCCUAAGUAAUCGCCAGUUUUAAAGAACAGUUACAACCAUAAUAAAAUAACAUAAUCACGUUUGAAGAGGUGGUAGGAAGCCAUAGAUGUAGGUGACUUACCUGAUUGAUUAAGGAGUUUUUCAAUAUCAACUUUUAGCAUUCAAGUUUGUAAUAUACAAAAAAAAAAAACAAACAAACAAACACAAACCAACAUAUGUUACCUUCACAGCUAUUUUAUUUAUGGCAUUGGCAUAAUAAUGCUACAAAAAUCCCAUAGCAUAAAAUAGCUUUACUAUAAGAAAAUUAAAAUAUGUAUUUUGACUGCUUUGUUUUCUUAAUUUACUUAUAAAUUACUUUAAUAACAUUUUUAGAUGGCCACAGUCCUUGGUAUGUAACUUAAUAUUUUUGGAUUUAUUUUAUGUUCUAUUUCAGUCUAUUCACGAGUCUUUUCUGAGGACUGUUCCGCCCUAUUCAGAUCAAGCUUAUGUGUGGCUGGGCUUGUUGAAGAAGUUUGCCUGGUCUAAGGUUAUUUUGCUGACAAGUAAUGACCAGGAUAGUCGCAUGAUUGCAACUAAAUUUACAGGCUUGGCUGAGAAGAAUAACAUUAAGGUGAAUUUGGAAGGCUAUUAAUAAUAACUCCUAUGUGUAGUUGCAUUGUUGAGACUCUGAUAAUUCCGAGCAAAGUGAGUUUAUAAUCUUGUUGGGCGUGAAGCAUGCACACAGUGUGUGGACCGUGCGUGCAUCGUAGUGAGCUGCAAACUCACAGCACCUAUACUUGUAUAUGUCUGAUGGUGUCCGCCAUGACGUCAUACAGUAGUUUGACGUCACAGUGCAUUUUUUGUUUCUAGGCAACAUUAGACUGAAAGCAAUUUCUCAUCAAUGACCAAAAUGCACUACAUGUUUUCGUUAUGAAGAGCUGACUUGUUUAUUCAUCGUGUGUGAAAUUCAAUGUUUACUACUGGUAAUUCUCAAGCAAUUUCUCAUGCAAAGGGAACAGAACAGCAAACAUAAGAACGCCAAAUUCAACAACCGGCUGUUUACUCGCAAGGGAAGAUUUGACACUGAAACUAGCUUCUCUGAAGCAAGAAUGCCGACUUGAAACUCAUAUUGCAACGAAGAAGGAAACAGCAGUAACAAACGGUGGAGCAGAGAAAACAUCACUCAAUGAAUGUUGAAUGCAAAAGUACUUUUAAGAGCAAAUGGAAGCAAUUUGGAUAAUUAGCCUCAAGAUAUGAGUGAAAAUCACAGUUACAACAAAACACUUUUUACUCACAGAUAAUCAAGUUUAUUCCAUAUCGGCUAAGUUGGGCUUCACUUCUUUAAAUGUGAUGAAAAGCAUACGUCGAAGGCUGAAUGGGCUAUUAACUCAGAGGCCAUGAGGGCGAGAGGAAUAAUUGUUUUAGUAAAAUCCAACUAGUUGGUCAAAAACAUCGAGAAUAAAAAAGUUUUAGCUACUUAAAGCUAGACUUUAAUCCUUUUUUUUUGCCAAAAAGAUGGUGCUUUUUGCUACUAGUGGGCUAUAACAUGUAGCCUAGUAGUAGCUCAACCAAUCAGAAUGCAGCAUUGAUAAUAGACCACUAGAUAGAUUUUACUAAUAACCAAUAGAAAAUAGGAAUUAAAACAAUGGUAAAAUUACACCAUAAAGCAUAUAAAAAUGUAGGAAGGUUUCAACCCUGAAUAAUUUUUACAUGCACAGUUGUAUAGAUAUUUCAUUAAUAUUAAUCUGGAAUUUAUACUGUGAUUUUUUGAAGAUUGUGUUUAUUGGGAUCAAUAUUUCGUUCCUUUUUUUUUUUCCUUGCAGAUAGAAAAAACUGUCAUGUUCCAGACAGGAUGCCUUAAUGUCACAUCACAGCUUGCAAAGCUGAAAAAAUUCCAGUCAAGAGUAAUCCUGUUUAGUGCCAGGUUUGUACCAUCAAUAGCGGAAAGGUGGAGGACUGGCUGAGCCAAGAGGGGCCCCACAGCCAGUGCUUAGCCCAGUUUCUGUAAUGUGAAAUUAAGAUCCCAGGAGAAUUGCUACUUUUUUCACCCCAUAUUUAUAGUCAUUAAUAUUAUUUGGGUUGCACCUUGACUUUGUCCCAUUCCCACUGCAAUUUCUCGCUCUCCCGCUUUCUCUUUUCCCUGCAUUUACAUGUAUCUUUCCCUCCAAUAUGAGCCCUUACUUCUUUUCAAAAGGCCAAAAUACUUCAGCUUUUGUUUCUUUAGAAAGUUCUCUAACCAUUGAUCUUCCACCAUGGGCCUAGUGUCACGUGCAAGCGUGACACACGACAAACAUCAUUGUCUGUCAUUUUGUAGCUCAUUGUAGGGCUUAUUUUAACUCAUUUUAGCUCAUAGUAGCUCAUUGUAGCUCGUAGUAGCUCAUCGUAGAUCAUUGUAGGUCAUUGUAGGCCAUUGUAUUAAGUCAUUGUAGGUUAUUCCUUGUUUUAGUAACUACGACACACGUCCUCUGAUCUUUUUUUUUUUGUCUUUUUCUAAAAUCUUCAUUUUAGUUCAUUACAGGGAUUACACGUUCGGUCAUAGUAGCCCAUUGUAGGUCAUUGUAGAUCAUUGUACAUCAUUGUAGGUCAUUGUAGGUCAUUGUAGAUCAUUGUAGGUCAUUGUAGGUCAUUCCUUGUUUUAGUAACUACGCAGCUUCAGCGCCGGCUGUGUGUCGGCAAAUUUCAGUUGCAACUUUGACUUUCAUAGAUGGAUUUCCCCAGACAGAUUACGAUACAAAGCUAGUUAAUUUCUUUUUAAAAUUAGUGUUACCUGUUAUUCUUAAGGAAUUACAGUCAAAUUUUCUCAUUUCUACUUUACGUUUAUUUCAAAAAUUGUCACAUAUUAAGCUUGAUAAUUAUUUCAUUUAUUUAGUUUUAGCUUAUUUUUUUAGAGUUCUUUUAGAUGGUGUUUAUAGUUGCAGCUAUAGUUUUCCCACAAAGUUUUUACCCUAAUAUUAAGAGCAAGUAGACAGAUGCUAUUCAGAAUAAGAAUGUAAAAUAUGUUUUGUAAUUUACCUGAAGAUGGAGAACGGUUAUUGAUUCAGCGAAAGAACAACUCAAAGGGGUGGGCAGAUGGCAGCAUACAUGAACUCGGACCAAUGACUCAACCGGCAAAUGGAAAAUAAUGUUUUUCUCUUUUGAUUAUGUUAUAAAAGAAAUGGUAAACGUUGCAGCUGUGCAACCAUGGAGUUAUGUAUGCACUUGGGAGGUUUAAUUGGUAAGCACUCAAGAAGCUAGAACCGCACUCGGCAACUCUUAUGCUUCUUUCGUGCUUAGCAACCUCCGGCGUGGAUCCAUAACUCCAUGGUUGCAAGCUGCACGUUAACCAUUUCUUAAAUUUGUUCUAUUCUCCCCCUGUGCCACCCCCAUUCCCAACCCGUUAAAAAACGUGCAUUAUUUAGAAAAAACUUCAUAAUAAAAAGGUAACAUUGCAGUGGGUUAUGAGUGCUGGUGUUUCAGAUGAAUCUGUUUUCACAAUCCCAAGUGAAGAAAUGAACAUAAGUACAUGUAUUUACUUCAGUUAUGAUGUUUCUAUAUUGUAUUUCAAAACACAACAAGAGAGUCAUAAAUAAAAAAGCCUGUUGGGGAAGGGGGAGGGGGGGUUCUUCCUAUAACGGCCUCUAUGGUUAGGCUUUGUAUGAAUGGUGUCCCUUUAACCCUUUAAGCAACAGUAUCCACAUACAAAUUUUCCAAACUGGUCUCCAUACAUUUCCUAAAGAAUUAGUUGAGAGAAUUUGAUAAUAGAUCAAUGCAUUUUCUCUUGCGUGAUCAUUUUAUUAAUUCUCAUAACCUAAUCUCUUCACAAUGUAUGGAUAUUAUUAGGAGAAAAUUGAUGUUGGUUGACCACUAUUGGGACUUAAAGAGUUAAGGCUUCAGGUAUAAGAAAGGGUAGGGACUAGUCAGAAUAUGAAAGAGUAGUGAAGUCUGUUAUGUUAUUCUGUAAAAGGCCUAAAAAGGCUUACAGAUGCCUUUUUUGGCUGUGAAAAAUUUGAGAAAAUGUUAAUUUUUGUGAUGUAUUCAUAUUUUAAACACAGUGCAUUUAAAGUAUUUAAAAGAGAUGCAGGGUUCUAAACUAGGUAUGUGAAAGGGGUACCAAUGUUAAUGGGAUAUGUAAGAAAGGGGCAUCUUUUUUUUUUUUAAAAAAAAAGGUAUAUAAAAGAUUAAGGGUUUGGAGGAACCUUCCCUUUGUUGAUUACCCUCCCCUCCCCCUUGAGUGAAAAAGUAGAUUUUUCAUGGCUUUUAUUUAUUCUGUUUGAACAGUGAUGAAGAUGCCUUGGUUGUGUAUCAAAAUGCAUCGUAUCUGAAGAUGACUGGAAAUGGUUAUGUUUGGUUAGUGACACAACAAACAUUUUCAGGAGUUGCAAGAAAUUAUGUGCCACAAGGUGAGAUGUUAGACAUACGUGAAUGUACCUGUAGAUAGCUUAGAUUGUGGAAACUGCAAUCCUGGUCAUAAUUGUUGAAACAGUUGCUGAUUUGUGGCCUCCUUCCCCUUCUACGAGGUACAUGUCCACGCGAACCCGCCAAACAAACAUUAGAGAAAGGAGAGGGAAGUGAAACAUACGGUAUUUAUGGAACCUGAUCAGGCAGUGUAUGAUGUUGUGUUUUCUAGAAGUGUUUCAACAAAUUAUGACUGGGAUUGAAAUAGAAAAGUUGGAAAAAGAUAUUUAUAUUACAAAUGAGUUUCAAAUCUAUUACAUGUCAAACUAAACGGUGUACACCUGAAUUCCUUUAGGAUAUUUUAUGUGUUUGAGACCAAUCGCAGCAAAGAUCAGGACUUAUGAGCAAGCCACGAAACUACAAACUAAUUGACUUUGUUGCUGUCAUUUAGGUUUUCUAUGCCUUAUUGAAUUUUCCCAGAAAGACAGUACUUGAUUUUCUGUAAAAAAAAAAAAAAAAAAAAAAAGCAUUUCCAGUGAUUUAAAUUACUGUUGCAUUUCAUUCUGGUUCUUGGUUCUCCUUGUUCAUGGUUCGAUAAAAAAUAAUGUAAUUUUCUAAGAGCAUUUGAUCAUGAAGAUUUCAGGUCAUAUUUUCGUGCAAAAGCUCGCUUGGGGCCUGUUUGUCGAAAGUCCAGGUAACUUUUUGGGUCCGGAAAGCUGAUUUGUUUUUGUUGUGUUUGCAUUCAAGAUCUAAAUUUUGAAAAUAAUACAAUGAAACUAUCAAUGAACGAAGCAAAAUUGAAUGGUUUGUGGGCUAGAAACUGUGCUAUUAUCCAACAGGUUUUGUUUUUAAAAUUUGCAUUCGGGCCCGAAAAGUUUCCGGGUCUUUCGAGAAACGAGCCUCUGGUAUUUUAUUGGUGGUUGUAUAAUAAAUACAUGUAUCACACAGGUAUGGUUGGAAUGCAGUUGCCUCAUGGCUAUGAUGAGCCUGCACAAAUACAGGAUGCGGUUAGUCUUGUUGCAACAGCCCUUAAUACACUGUUAGCUACUGGAAGAAGCUUAACCCCACCUCCUUCCAGCUGCCGUGAAACUGCUCAGUGGGAUAGUGGCAAAACUCUAUUCGAGUAGGUGUCUUAUUAUUAGAGAGAUUUAGGGCAUCUUCACAUGAGCUCGGUUGAACGAGCUGGCCCCGUUUACUGGGACCAACUUCUCUUUGGAUUCAUAUGAGAAAUUUUUUAGCCCGGCUUCCGUGAUGAAAAAAGGCCAAGGAUCCUCGGAACGAGUUCUGGCUCGAAAUUCGAUAGAUAAAGCAAAUACGGAUAAACACAAAAAUUCUAACUUUUGGGCCUACCAUAGCUUUGACAACCCGUAAAGCUGUAUCGAUGCAGUUAAAUGGGGUGCUGAUGAGGUGGAAAACACAGUAAGCAAUGCAAGACGACGCCAUCCGGGCCGCCAGAAUCCAUCCCGCUUUCAUCCCGGUAACCGGGCUAAAGUGUUCAUAUGGCAAAAUUUUCAGCCCGCUUACCGAGAACCGAGAUCUUGGGAAUCGAGCCAGCCCGCCCUCUCAUAUGAACACAUCGAAAAUUUUACAAGGGAUAUAUAGAGGUAAGGCGAGAUCUCGGAAACCGGGCUCAUGUGAAGAGGCCCUUAGAGUCAUGUUUACGACAAAUGGCAAAAGGCAAACGUCAGAUCCAAGUUGAGAAAUUCUCAAAAUAGAAAAUGAGCGGUUAAAAACAGCUCAGAACAAAUUUCGUGGAUAAAGUUGGUGUGAGUCUACUGAUGUCCGUGUAGUUAUAAUGAACAGUAAACGACAAGUAAAGGGGAAACUUGUUAACGUGGUCAGUACACAUUGAUGUUUGUCGUCUGCAGUAAACUUGACUCUAGGAAUGAAGUUAAAACAAGAAGUGAUGUUUUCUUGUGAUACCAAUGAAAUGUGAACUUCCUAUAAAUUUUACUCGCUCUGAUUUUAUUGGACAUAAGUUAUGGUGUGUGUCUAAUCAGCCGUAAGCCUUACGGUACGUCAUCUCGCCACCAACGGUGAAUCGUCACCAAGAAGUCGACUCGCCACCAACGAAUAACUCAGAAAUAAUUGGCACAGUUUGAUACCUAGGAUUACUUACCUAAGAUCUUUACUUUUUCGUCAAGCUUAUUCGAAUUUAAAGUCGACCCAAAUACAAAUCUUUCGAUCUUAACUGUCAAUCCUUGCGUUGAACGUCUUAUGCUCUUGUUAAUCGAAUACUGAUAUACACUUACAGGGUUCUGUGAAUGUAAACUGUGACAUUUGAAAGAUUAAAAACUGGAAGAAACGUUUCACAAUCACCGGUCAUUUCCUUGAAAUAUGAAAAUAAAGUAAAGGUUAAUAAAUUUCGGUUCAUGAAGGUUCAAAACAAUGCUAAGCUAAGUUCUAUUCUGGUGGCGAUUUCGUUGGCGAGAUGGUGUGGCUGCGAGGUGACCAGAUACCAGCUGUAAAUUAAACCAUCGGGAAAAAAAUUCUUAAAGCUUAACCUGGCCGAGUACAGCCGUUUCUCUUCGAUCCUCGCCGCUUUGGGACGCGUAACAUCGUACAUUGUUAAGCAACUUUAAUAUGCUACCAUCUCCUUAAACUAAUGUUUGAGGUUCAAUCGUGACAAAAGUACCAUUAACAGUACAUAGUGUAACAUACAACUUUAAAGGAUAUGUUUUGAUGGACAUAUAGCUUUGACGAUAAUGAAUUAUAAAAUUGAAAUCAAUUUAUAAUAACGUACUGUAAGUUCUGAAAUAAAAAAAUAUAUAAGGUAAGUGAUGAAAAUAAAAUAAUUAUGGCAUAAAUUAAUAAUUGUAAUAAAUUAUAAUAAUAGUUCAUAGAGUAAUAAUUACAGCUUCAUAACAUUACUUAUAUUAUCUUAUAAUGAAAUUCAGUGCAGUCUAACUGAACGAUUUUUGUUUUGUUUUUGCAGUGAGCUGGUAAAUACCAACCUCACUAAUGGAAAGACUGGUAACUUGAUAUUAAACAGGAAGGGUGAUCGUUUAAACGCAUUUUAUCAGAUCGUAAACCUUAAGAAUGCUUCAACUGGUGCACAGUUAACGGUUGUUGGAAGCUUUCAUAAUGGUGAAGUAUCAUUUAAUGAUACAAUUAUUUGGCCAGGAGGACAAGACGAAAAACCGGAAGGAAUCUUUGUUUCUACUCACCUGAAGGUAAAGUGAUGUAGGGUAUGUUCACAAUUUACCUGAAUAGCUCUUGUGCCGCGCGAAGACCAUACCAUGUAGGGCUUCUAUUCGCACGUAAGAACAGCGAUUUGGGCGCGGUUUCUGUUACGGAACGAAGCGGUGCAGCGCCGAUCUUAAUAGUGGAUCGUCACAAAUCUGAUAGGUUUCUGCCACUCCUUGUUGCAAUGUGAACAGGCGUUCGGAGCGUUGUACAUUGAAAUGAGUAGGAGCGAGGACUGAAACCCACUGAUGCGGAAGUAAAUAUUUAGGAGUGAGGGCUGGGAGUUAGGCAAAUACAAAAUAAGAUCAACCUAAGGGAGGUUUUGUGAGCCCGCGAGACUGAGCAACCCCCACAAACCCUUGUUUUCACGUAAACCGCUGAACACAAAACCUCCCCUCGAUGUUACAUUGUCACAACGUAUGUGACAAUAUGUGCGAUGUGUGUCAACGACUUGAUCCAGCUCUGUGCCAUUGCAUAGUUGAAUCACUAUCUGUUUCGUAUAGUGAGAAAAAUGUAUCGUUGAAGCCUUACUGAAAGCUCCCGGACAAACUCCAGGACAAACCUUUAAUUCAAACAAUUUUUUCUCUUUAACGCUUCUCUGAAUUUAGUGAAAGAACCUGGCACAGUUACCGUUCUCUGAAAAUUUAAGUCUGAAAUAGCAAUAAUAAUUACGUGAUGUUAAAAACUCGACGGAAGUUUUUGCAAAAAAACAUUUGGCUUUUUCUUUUUCCAGAAAUUUUGUAUUUUCUGAUGUCUCAUAUCUCUUUACAAAUGCAAAUGAGUACAUCACACAAAAAGCUAAAUAGUGUAUAGAUUACAGUAGAUUAAGUUUAACCACUACAAUAAACACCUGCUAAUAAUAACCUGUGAAUUAAGAACCUCCUGGCAGAAAUUCUCCACAUUAAUACCUAAAAAUACAAGAACCUGUUUAGCCAAGCAAGGUCAAGCAGUUUCUUAUAAUUAUGUGGGUAUUACGAUAAACAUUUUAACCAAGGAUUGUAAAUUUGAGUUGUAAAUUAAAGUAUAAUAAGAGCAUAUUGUGCUAAGCUGUGUAUAAAUUCGGUAACCAGUUUUGUUAGGGUUACAAUAAUAAAAUUGUGAAUAAUAAAAGUUUUCUUUAUUCUUAUGGUAAACAACAAUUAUCUCCUUCAUAAGAAUUAAGAACCUAAUUAAGAACUUACUUAGCCUAAAUUGCCAAUGAUCACCCCAAAGUAAAAGAACCUAUUUUGCCAGACUUUAAAAAAAAAAGUAGGUUCUUAUUAGCGGGUGUUUACUGUAUUUCAGUUAUUUGGAUCUACUUUUACCUAGCAUGACGUAUUUUCUGUAAAAUCCUUAUGAUGACGCAUAAUGCAAGCAAUUACGUCUGAAAAUAUUUGCUCGUUAGGAUACACAUUUAUUUACUGAUUUGGUUCAUUUCUGCAGGUGGUGACCUUGGUGGGUGAACCGUUUGUAUUUAUCAAGUCUAUGCCCGAGAGUGGUAAGUGCAGCGAUCUUGAUGAUUCGAACCAGAAGCGGAAGCACGUCAGAUGUACUGGAAAGGUGUAUGGAGAACAUGCUAAACUGGUGUCUGCCGACCAGAAUGAACACUGCUGUUAUGGUAUGUCAGUGAGAACUCUCAGUCAUACCCUUCCUUUUCUCCACAUGCUAACCAAGACUGGGCGGUGGAGCUCUAGGGGCAAUUAAAUAAAACUUUUACAAGUGUAAUUUACAAGUGAAGCCAUUGUUUUAGGGCCCGGAGACAAUAGCUACUCUUGUAAAUUACACUUGUAAGUGGAAAACUUUAGAUUCGAGGACGAGGACGACAUUUAAUUUACGUUUUCUCCCCUAUUUUCUAAAAAUGGACACCCCGCAAAGCUUCAUUGACUUUUUUUCACCACAAAAGUUAGUACGCUAACUAACUGAAUAAUAACAUUUCUAACAUUUAAUGACUUGUUUUCGCCAGCACGAUAUUCUCGCUAAAACUCGUAGUGGAAUGACGAUGGCUAUCACGUUUUCCCGCCCAAAUGACGUUGGUUCGCGCGCGUGCACUACUUAGUAUUGGGAAAAUCUCGUUCUCGUAGUCGUCUUCGUCUUAGAAUCCAGGAGCGUAGCUAGAGGGCGGGUGGUCCUGGGGUGGUGCCCGUGACCCCCCCACCCAUGACAAUAUCUUGGCCGUAAAAGCCAUUGUUGAAAAGCCCACUUUUUUAAAAUUUGUUUUUUUGUAAAGUAUUUUUGUCAACGGCUCUUGUCUUUAGUUAAUAUGGGCCUUCAUGCCGCGAUAAUACGACUGAGCCCGCUGAUACACGAGGGAGAGCAGCGGUAUAAGCCAUAUAUAGUCGGCGAUCCCCGGAUGGUGUCCUUGUUUGUGACCCCCGCUUUGAAAAAUCCUGGCUACGCCCCUGGAAUCUAAAGCUAUCUAUUAAAUUGACCCCUGGAUAAGGGAGAAGAGCGAGUGGGGAUAAUGUGAUCGAGCGGAAAGCGCAAGGGAGGAUGGGAAGGAGAAAAGAGGACAAAAGUUGUUUACCAUUUACAUAUGUAGACUGACCGGUCGGUUCAUGGUGUGGGUAAAUGGCAAGCAAAAUUUAGAACGGGAAAAUUGCGCCCUGGAAUCGCGUUUAUCAUUUUGCACAAAUCAGGCAUUUGCCGAAAAAUGGCUGUGAAACCCUGAGCCGGGUACCAAAGAUGGCUUUAAAAAAAAUGGAACACGAAUUUCCGUCUGAAACAUUUUGUCCUGAAAAAGAGGACUACCUUUUCAGAAAUUCCGUUGCUCCAGGACUUUUUCCACUGGAAGUACCUGAAAUGUCGUGUUCCUUUAACUUUCCAACCGGAUUUUCUGGAAACUAUUUGUAAAUGGUGAACAACUAGAAAGCAGGCCUUUUCAUUUUUUCCAUCUCGUCCGCUUCACUUGAUCAUCAACUAAAAUGUCUUCAAAAUAAGCAAUCGCGAAGGACUUAGUGCGCGCCACUGAGCCAUGCGAUCAAAAUAUCUACGAGACACUGAACCUUCUAAGUGAAGAAACAUGAAAGAGUGUCAAUGGUCCAGUUUCGAGUUAAGUAACAUUAGGGGUUAUUUUAUAGCCCUGCCACCUCACGUAGUAUUAAUUUUAUCGAUUUUGCAAUUCAUCUUAACAUAAUCAUUUUUUGCGGUCGAGUGUUCCCAUUUUGAGCUGGAAUAGAUGUAUCGACAUGUUGAUUCACUUAAAGUUUGAAGUAGCCAUGGGAUUUCGCUACCGGAGCUCAAUUAACGAAAAUCUUUUCUCAUAUUUACCUCCAAACAUUUUUAAGAAUCGAUUGUCCGUAGGUAAAUUCUCUGUAAUAUAAUUACAAGACACGUAACUUUAAAAAUAUGGUCAUUUCGAAGUAAAAAAGGGCUUUACUUUUGCAAGGAUAUUGCUUGGUAAAAUUACUUUCAGUUGGAUAUAGACCUCUGCAGUUGCCACCUUUGGAUUUUGGAUUAUUGUUUUGUUCCUUUCUAUGUCUUCAGGGUUCUGUAUGGAUCUUUUAAGACGCCUAGGGGAGAAGGUAAACUUCACCUAUGAUGUUCAUUUAUCUGAGGAUGGAAGUUAUGGUUCUCUUAGGAGGGUAAGUACAGACUGAUGAAAAACCUUCCGAGGGCAACGAGGCCACGAAAAUCGCUCCCCGUGGUUGCUAAUAAUUGUACUUAAUAUUUUAUUUAUUAAUUUAUUUAUUUACCAGCUUUUCUGGACACAGGCCUGCCCAGAGGGAAUGUGCACGAACGGGACUUGUAGGUCCCAAGCGAGGUGCCAUCCCUGCCCAAUCCCACAACCUGUAAACGUUGGCCACACUACGGGGGUCUACGACCCCUACUCUUUUCCAGUAGUCCCACAAGAACAAAUCAGUGAAAGUGUUGUGAGACGGGACCUACGGUUUUUCGUCCUUAUCCGAGAAUACUAGAAAGUCUAACCAUUUGUAGAUGCCACUGCAAAGGCAGCACUUUCUCCUCAGUUAUUUAAAGACCCUGAGUGUUGGUCCGGCCGGGGUUUGAACCCGCGACCUCCCACUCGGCAGACCGGCGCUCUCCCAACUGAGCUAACCAGGCGGCGGUCAAAAUAAUUUCAUUGUCUUAAAGUCUAGACUCUAAAAAAGAGUUUCAUAGUUGAAUUUUCACCAUUUUGCUACUCACGCUAAUGAUAAUCUGUCACGCAGCCGUUCGUUUGUUUGUCGCGCAACGUUCCUUAAUUUUCGGAAAGAUUGCUGCGUGGGCGGGCCAGACAAUGACUGCCUGGGAGACCAGCCUCAUCGUAGGUUAGCAAAAUCUUAUAAAUUCAACCCAAUAACUCACUUAUUACACGUGAUAAGAAUGUUCUGUAAAUUAACAGGUUAAUGGCACGGAUACGAAACGCUGGAAUGGCAUGGUGGGAGAAGUGAUUGAUGGCAACGCAGACCUCAUUGUCGCUGCUCUGACAAUCAAUAACGAAAGAGCUGAAUGGAUUGAAUUUUCAAAACCUUUCAAGUAUCAAGGACUUACUAUACUUGUUAAGAAGGUAAAGAAGACCGUUUCUCUUGUUUUGUUUUGUUUGUUUUUUUGUUUGUUUUUUUGUUUUUUUAUAUAAAGUUUAUCAUGUCUCAUGCGUGAAACCAGGCCGAAAGGUUUUUAUUCCUGUCGACGAGAUUCGAACUUUAUCAUAAAUUUUUAUCCUUCGCCCUGCGGAGAAAACUGUGUUGAGCUAGACCUCAUUAUUACUCCUAUUUUAACGGCUUCUUAGUCUGUUUUUAGAGCCCAGAGCCGGUUUCCAGUUCAUUUUGGCUGUAUUUCUCCAAUCAGUUGAUUACACAAGCCACGCCCUCGGUCAGCUGUCUUUGUUCCAUUUUAACCACCACAACCAGUUAUCUAACACAUACGAUAGCAAAAUUAUCCUGCCAGGAGUUUCCGUUUUAUUUGUUAAAUUUGAUUCCUUUACUCAUUUUACUUAUACCCCUGAAUGCUACUCUGCUCAACCAGCACCUUCUCAAUACCACAGUCUUCGCGACUCUGUAGUUAGGUAUUACUGUGCAAGUAUGACGUGGGUGUUACAAGUUAUUCUGCAGUUAUCGCUCUCCAGUAUAGCCUGAGAAAACAGCCGACAUUUCGCGACGCAACCACUGGUUUCCCCGCGAAAUGACGUCUGAGAAACGACUGCAGAAAUUCCAUACUGAUGAAACGACACUACCCUGACUUGGUUAUUGCUUCUGAUUGGCUGGAGCAAAUUUUCCACGCGGCACGACCAAUCAGAAGCACUACCCGACAGGUCAUCAGUAUGUAAUUUCUGCAGUCGUUUCUCGACGUCAUUUCGCGUUCGCGGAAAACCAGGGUGGUGUCGCGAAAAGUCAGCUGUUUUCAUUAGGCUAUGUCCAGUACAGCAUUGAUAGCACUAGUGUGGUUCAGGUACCUUUACUAAGACAGCUGAUGCACCUUUCCCUUUAAAGGACCAAAGCAGAAACCGGCUGGACUCCUUCCUCCGUCCGUUCCAGAUCAACUUAUGGCUGCUGGUUUUACUCUCCGUCCACAUAGUAGCUGUCAUACUAUACCUGUUAGACCGGUUUAGCCCGUUUGGCCGGUUCAAACUGGCCCGGAAAGAGAAAGAAGAGACAGCCCUUAAUUUAUCCAGUGCUAUGUGGUUUUCUUGGGGAGUACUUCUGAACAGUGGCAUCGGAGAAGGUUUGUUCUCAAAAUCAGUAGUAAUUUGGAAGACAAAUGAAAUCUUGAAAAAAUAAUAAAAACAACAGCAACAACAACAAUAGUAGUAGUAGUAGUAGUAGUAGCAGUAGCAGUAGCAGUAGCAGUAGCAGUAGCAGUAGCAGUAGCAGCAGCAGCAGCAGCAGCAGCAGCAGCAGUAGUAGUAGUAGUAGUAGUAGUAAUAAUAAUAAUAAUAAUAAUAAUAAGUAAUAACAAUAAUGUUUUAAUAACAAGCUUGUGAGUGUGAUCAAAUGCAUCUUGCGUAUUCAUGUAACCAAUAUACAGCUAAUUCAAUAAAGGUUGCUUUGGGCAUUGGGAAUUGCGCAUUGGGAAGCUAUUGUUUGGUGGUCACUCAAGUAAAUCAUUUCAUUGUUCCAUAUGCGCAAUGUCCAAUUACCAAUGACCAAUUAUCAAAGCAACCUUUUUUGAUUUAGCUGUAUACCUCUUUAAUAGCCGAGUUUGAAGUCCGUGCUAUAAAUUACGGACAUUUUUUUUUUCACACGGCGAUACUAGUGGAAUAGUAUACUAAGAAAUGGGAUUUGGAUCCGGGGUGUACUCCCUUAGAUAAUCUCUUAGAGAAUCGCUAUCGUAACGUGCUAUUCGUUUUCCUUUUCUUCUUGUUCUUCUUUACAAAAUACCAGUGUCACGUACAAAGUAACUCCUCAACGAGGACUUCCCUUUUUUCAUUUCAGGGACGCCCCGUAGCUUCAGUGCUCGUGUACUCGGUAUGGUGUGGGCAGGGUUCGCCAUGAUUAUCGUUGCCAGCUAUACUGCUAACUUGGCCGCCUUCCUCGUCCUUGAUCGACCUAAAGCGGUGGUCAGCGGUAUUGAUGAUCCAAAUGUGAGUACUUUGUGUGAAAAUCAUAUUGUCAUCGAUUUAUCUUGGCAGGUUUCCGUAAUACACAAGCUGAGAUCUAUCCUCGGAAAUUAGGGAAAAAACCUCGGACACCGAGGGUAGCUUAGAUCCUGGUUGAAAGCUUGACCUGACAGUGUUGGAUCAAGUAAAACAGAUGUAGAACACAGGAGAAAAAAGGCUCAUUAUACGUUUGUGGGAAAGUACCCACCUACCCUUGCCCUAACCCAAUAUUAACACUUGCUUCCCCCUUGGGGCAAAAUGUUGGCUUAAGGGAGGGGUACGUGGGCAGUUUCCAAGAGACGUGUAAUGAUGGUCAGUGUCGAUCUCCUUCGUAGCCGUUCUUUAUUCCGUCAAGCAGUGCUUUUCCUUUUUGCGUAAGAGACCGGAUCACAAGGUGGAUGGACAUAGAGCAAUCAAAAGCCACCUCUUACACCCACUAAACUAAAAUCAUUAUUCAACUAUAAUGAAAAUGGUAGCAUAAAAUGAUUUCUGUUGCUAAUAGUCGUCAAGCAUUACCUGUACAACACCAUACACUUCGACCAUAUGGAGAAAAUUUACGAAGAUGAUUGAUUUCCUAAAAUUUUCACCAACUGAGAACUUCCAUUACUCUAAUAGCAAAAUUGAACAUCACUUUUGCAAAUGUUUUUGGCAUUAAUGUUGAUUGACCAGUCCAAAAUGUUCACGGCAGUCUUAAAUGUUCAGUUUUACCUUAUUUGCCGAGUGUGGGGUGAUCUUCGCAGUUUAGCCCCGAGCUGUUUGAUUCAAUACUCACCGUCUAAAGGUGAUUAUUAUGUACUUAUUGACUGACUGGGAGGACUGGACGGGAAAUUAUUUGGCUCGAGACUGAGCGACCUGACGGAGGGCCAAAUAUCUUCACGACCGGCCCGACCUAACGUAGUCGGUAAGCAUGUUAUCGUAUGCCUGUUGUGUUUUUUAAUUUUUUCUGACGGAGCUAAACCGCAUGGUAUCAGUGCGCUUUUCUAGGAGAACCGUAUGCCCCAUCACUUAACGCGUGCGGCCCUCAUACGGGACUUUUCUCGUAUAGUUUUCCAACGAAAUUUCGAGCGGGGCCGUACGGUUCAUAUGAUAAAGCUUGUUUUUGUAUUUGUUUAUGUUUAGUUGCGCAACCCUUCUAAAGAAUUUAAGUAUGCCACCGUAGCCAACAGCAGUGUAGAUGCUUAUUUUCGCCGGCAAGUCGAGCUGUCCUCCAUGUACACCUUCAUGGAAAAAUAUAACGUGAAGACUGCUAAAGAAGCUAUACAGAAAGUUAAGAACGAGUAAGUUAAAUGAAGUCGUAAGCUGUGUUUGUGGGAGAUCAUAAAAAGGGACGAUUUUUGUACACAUCAGAUGUUUGUAUGUUCAAACACCUUCAAAGAGGGAACUGGAGCCGAAAUUCUUCCCGCAAAUGUUUCUGGGAUAGUUACUGGGGACGCGCUGGUCAGCUAUGAGCCAAUUUUUUCCUAUCCCUAGGAACAGUUUUAGAAGUCUUUGGGACAGGUAACUCGGCCCAGUUUUUUUCUCGUUGAGCCAAGGGUGGGAGAAAGAAAGGUCUGAGGGAUGUGUGUGUGGAAUUUUUGUAACAUUUUUUGAAACAUAGAGGCAAGAAAUCAAAACGCGAUUGCAGGAAACACUUAACUCAGUAAUUAAAGUAGCGUUUUUAUUAGUGAUUAAAUUACCGAGUUAUAUUUUAAGCGUUGGCUUGCUCAAGAGCUUGAUUCAUCAGUUAUCUAUGUGACAUCGAAUGCAGCGUUGAAAGCCACGAAUUUGUUGGUUUGGUCUUUGAAAACUCAGUGCUGUGUUUAAAAGCUGGAUUUGUGAAAGGCCGUUCUUUUUAAAUUUUGCGCUGUCAUUUUCAGGGAAUUGAAGGCGUUUAUCUGGGACUCACCUGUGUUGUUUUAUGAAGCUUCCGAGGACUGCACGCUAACUACUGCCGGGGAACUGUUUGGACGAUCAGGCUACGGAAUCGGAAUGCCUAAGGUACAGUCAAACCCAUUUUACGAACACCCGCUUUAUAAGGACACCUCACUAUUACGGACAGUUUGGUUUGUCCCUGGGGAAAUAAAGCCUUUAUAUUUUCUCUAAAUUCAACCCGUUUAAUAUGCCAAAUAAGUAGUUUUUAUCAAGGUAGAUUGGCCACCGUAGCGGGAUUGAGAUGUUGACGUUUUUAGCCUGCGAGUAGGCUCACUUGUGCGAAUUCGGCGAAAUUUUUUCUCGAUGGCAGCUCUGCCGCCAAAAUUUUCCCCAAAUUCGCACAGGUGAACUUGCUCGCAGGUAGGUUAUUCCUGGUGUUCUGAUAGUAGAGCGAGGGCGAAAAAUUGACUGGAGGAGACUACAGAGGGAAAAGGGAAGGGAACACGUACGAAUUAACUCGCUCCCCACCAUUUGAACGCCUGGAACAGGCUAGUUCGAAGACUAUGACGUUUUGAGCAUUUGUCCUUCUUAAAAUGGCAUCCCGUCUAGAGUAGGAGACGUAAAAAUUUUGUCCUUUCGUGCUAAGAAUAUUGAAAUUGAUAAUGUGGUAGGUAGUGAGCUAUUUUGUUUAACUUUCCACUCUUUUUUUUAUCAGGGUUCUCCUUGGAGUGACGAUAUAUCCCUUGCUAUUCUCAACUUUCACGAGAGCGGCGUGAUGGAGGAAUUGGAGACCACUUGGAUUGACACCAAGAAAUGCGCUGAACAGAGUAAUUCGCCCGCCACGCUGGGGCUCAACCAUAUGUUAGGUAUGAACUAUCGACUUGAUCUGGUCCCAGUUGUUCAAAAGCUGGACAGCGCUAUCCACCGGAUAAAUCACGAUCCAGCGGAUAAGCGUUAAGGAAUCCAAUUGCGCUAUCGCGUGGAUAGAGAUUUAUUAUAUAAACUGCAGUGUUUUACAAGGAUUUCUACUACCGAGAAAUGUGUUAUCUGAACACACGUAAAAAUACGAUAUUUUUACAUGUGAAGAUAUCGAUAAUUUCACUGACAUCAGGUUUGUCUCUUAAAUUGUACUUAAAUUCGUUGGUGUAUUAUCGAAUCAUCUUCGAGUCUUCCUCGAAAGUGCUCGGCAAUCUUCGGACAUCUUCGAAAAUUCUCGGGAAAUGUUCGGGAACGUUCGUCUGGUCUUCGGGACAAUUUGAAAAAUCUUCGGAAAUCUUCGGAAGGUGGUCGGAAAUCUUCGGAAAAUCAUCAGAAACGCCGUCAUCAGUAUGUUUAUAUAAUAAAAAGAAUAUUACACGUUAGCUCGAAGAUAUGAAUUUUAUGUUCUUGCCACUCGAACAUAAAAUUCAUAUCUUCUCGCCACCGUGUAAUAUUCUCUAUUUAUCCGGUGGAUAGCGAUAUCCACCUUUUGAGCAACUGGGGCCUGAUUCCUUUUCCACGAAGUCCGACAUAAUCAGCGUUGUUUGAUCAAAUUGGGCGUUGCUGGGUCUGAUUCGUUCUAAUAAAUCCACCCUCCACAAAAUAAGUCGUUGUAUUCCAAGCGACAUUACCAGAAUUUCGUGUUAUGUUUCCAGCAAACCUUGGCAUCUUUGUGCUUGUUGACUUGUAGGGAGGGUGCUUCGGCUAACGGGUUCAUAUGGCUAGCAGUGCUAAAACUCGGACAUUCAUCAUUUUCUUUCGGUUAUUUUACAGUGGAACCUCGAUUUAACGAAUCUGUAUGCAACAAAGACCUCGGUAUAACGAACGAUUUUCUCUUCCUCAGCAAUAGUAAAAUAUAUAAAAAAAAGGAACCUCGAUAUAACGAAACCUCGUUAUAACGAACAAAUUUGUCAGUCCCUUCGUUAAAUCGAGGUUCCACUGUAUAUAAAGCUCGCAAUAACAAACAGCAAAAUAGACGUUGAACUUAACGAUGGCUGUUCUUAGUGAAGGACGAAGGACGUCAUCCUAGACGGCACCCCCUCACCCACGCGAUCAUAGCCUGUUCCAGGCUCUCAGAUAGUGGGAGAGACGCGACUUUCCUGUUCGCGCUUUCUCAAUCCCCGCGGACCCGUCUAUCUCGGAGCCUGGAACAAACAUCAGUAUUGCAGGGCAUGUUUCAAGGCGACUUUAGGUGUUAAAUACCAGAAACAAUUUUAGGUUGUAUUCGCCAAUUUUGGCAUCCUCUAUAAUGCACCUUGUUUGACUUCGAAAGUUUUCCAUAAGCAUUCUCUUCAAUUUCUCUUGGGAUGACUUUAGUACGAAGGAGAAAUUAAAAACAAGGGUUACGGAUUUUUUUUUUCAAGGGGGUACACAAAGUGUUUUAUGGAUGAUGUGCAAAUGGAGAAUGUGUUCAAGUACAGUUGGCAACAAGAUCCUUUUUUGUUUCUUAUCUUCCAGGUGUGUUUAUAAUGGUUGCUGCCGGAAUUGGAGCUGGCAUCGUGAUCAUCAUCCUUGAAAUCCUGUACCAUAAGCACCGUGGCUGGAAGGAGGAGCAAAAAGAACUGGCUAAGAAGACAACGGACAAGUGGCGCGCAAACAUUAUGAUGAUGAAAAAGGAACGCACAACUAACGGGGGCCAACCUGUCAAUGGAGUCCUGGACUCACACUCGCCUCAUAGUGAUGGCAUAGCACGCAGGAAUCCCAUCUACAAUGCUGACAAUCACGUGGACGGCACGUUCUCUUAUAACUAGCCGACCGGCAAAAAAAUGUGCUCUGCACGUGCAAAACAUGUUCCUUUGUGGACGGUAACGUGUAAAUAUGGUAUUAACUUAGGAGUUAGGUUCUUGUUGUAAAUUUGCAAUGACAUAACUUUGAAACGGAUCAUUGGAGGGACGACCGGCGUGGGUAACAAUAGCCCCCUUCCCCUCUCUAAAUGAAGAAGAGAAAAUUCUUACAAACGAAUUUUGCCUCAAAAAAUUCUGCAAGCGGAUUUGCCUAACAAUUGUGUAGACAAUGACAAGUAAAAACUCCUGCACCAUUAAUUUUAACACUCCUUCUAGUUAUUUCUAAUGGCCCACGUUCGAUAUAUCAAAAUUUUAACAUGACUCCGAGGCUUUAUGGUCAAAAUUGCAAUUUUUCACUACUCCAUUGUGUCGCAAUUGCCAGAAGAGACCUGAGCACAAAGAAAACCAAACCAAAUAUAGAAAAUGACCAGAGAGCCUCGUAGUCAUGUUAGAAUUUUAAUAUAUCGAACGUAGGCUAUUCGCCGCCCCUUACCCCAACAAGAUACAUAUGCUUGGCUUCGUAUCUGUAUGAUCACUAAUUCGCGAAGCAAAUAUAGUCACUUGAAAAUGACUUGCUGUUGCAGAUACAUUAAAUUUAGCUGUAUAAGUAGAUAGAUUUACCACGACUACGGAAGGUUUUGCAAGCCUCUUAUUUAUUUAUUUAUUUAUUUAUUUAUUUAUACUUAAGAGUAAAGGGUUGUAAAAUAUACAUUAUAUGUCCUGUUUCGAAUUUGUAAACCUUUCCGUAAAUCCACUCCAUUCCAGCAAGUACACACAAUGGAACGAGGUCGAGGCUCGGCUGGACGAUUUCAUUCAAAACUUCUUUAUUUUGGGUGCUUUUUGUUCACAAGAGUGCUGAAAGAGUCUAUUCCCCCGAAGGGGCACUUCCUUAAAAGAGUCCAUACGGGGAGGUACCUACUUCCUCUCGGGAGGGAUUUCACCAGUUGAAGUAUAUAAGAGGGUAGGGAAAUCUGUCAUUUCGACCUGUAAAGGACCGAAAAUGGCAAACAGAAGCAUGUUAUGGCUGUGAAAAAGUCAAAAAAACCUCAUGGCGUAGUGAUUUAUUCAUUUUUAAGAAGACAGUACAUUUACAGAAACUAAAGGGGAUUUAUCUUUUAAACUUGUGAAUGGGGUACCAAUUUUUUGUUUUUGUUGUUGUUGUUGUUGUUUUUUUUUUUUCAGUAGAAGGUAUACGAAAGGGUUAUCUUUUCUGUCAAAAAAUUGCCUGUUUCCAGCGUGGAAACAAAGUUUUUCCCCCUUAAAUCGAUUCGUAGAUCAAUCGGCUAAUGAAACUGAAGUUUAACAAAUGAAAUAAUGCGUUAUGUGUCGGUAUUACUCAAAGGCGUAAUGUCUUUCGAACGGAACGUUACGUCGAUAACAACUCUACUGUUGAGUAGGAGAAGUGUAAUUUUGACUGUUUAGACAUCUAUUUAUUUUACACGCUAAUGUAUCUCUAGGGCAGUGGGAUGAUGUACACUGUAUACUGCUGUUGGAUACUGGUAAAAGAACAUGUUACUGCUCAAGACGUCUAUUAAUUGGGCAAGUAAAUUCUAGAUUGGGGGGAAGGGGUGGGGGUGAGGGUUUAUGGGAUGUAAUGGAGGUGUAGUUAGCAAGUCAUGGGGAGUUGGGCAGCAAGAAAGAGUAAAUUAGCUGAGCUAAAAUAUUUCUAGUGAAAGGAAAUGCGGUAUUUGUUAAUUGCAAUCGUUACUAAUAAACAGUUUUUCGGAGCCUAGCUUUUUACAUCACAGUAAAGUGAACAGUUCUCUGGUCUGGAUUUCUAGAUAUUAAAAAAAGGUGUUAUAUAUAUGCACACCGUGAAUAAACAAAUGGACAACGAAACUGAGUGGUUUUCCGCUAUUUCUAUGUAAGUGUCUCCGUUUCUAACAUUCAUUUACGGAGGUUGAAGUAGUUUUUGGAAAACCUUUGUCACACACGUGCCUGGGGACUAACGAGGUUGCAAUAUAGUGCGGCAAUCAUUUCUCUAACUUUUGGAGGACUAGCUCAGUUGGUAAGGUGCUUAGCUACAGUCAGCGAGGGGUCAGGGGCUUGACCCAUGGGGGCCGGAGCCCAAUUGAGAAAUAAUGCUACUGUUUUUGCCCUGCUAGACCUUCGCGUGGCUCGAAUGACCACGUAAGGUGGCGGUCCCGUCUCCAGUAGCAAACGUAAAAUAUAGUGUUCCCAAUUAGAAGAUUUCGUGCUAAAUACAUUAACAUUCAAGGUUCGUCUUUUAUA
Molecule: messenger RNA, 22760 nt
Organism: Porites lobata
Lineage: Eukaryota; Metazoa; Cnidaria; Anthozoa; Scleractinia; Poritidae
Source: the annotation of a GenBank genome assembly